AAACCGACCGUUGUCAUCGUCCCUGGUGCCUGGCACCUCCCAAACUCUUUCAGUCUCUUGAUAACCGAACUCACCCAGCGCGGCUACCCUUGCGAGGCUAUUAGGAACCCGUCGGCCGGCGCCAACCCCACCGACACCAACUUUUUUGAUGAUGUCUCCAAUCUGCAGAAGAAGCUGAGGACGUUGCUGGACAACGGCCGCGACGUCAUCUUGGUCUCACACUCGUACGGCGGCACCGUCGUGGCGCAUGCGCUCAAGGACGAGGCCGAACUCGCCGAAAUGCAGAGCAAUGGCAGAAUCCUGUCCUUGGUGUACAUUGCGGCGUUUGCGCUGAAGCCUGGCGAGACCGUUUUGGAAUUCAACAAACCAGUGGACCGGGAGGCCUGGUCGCCGCUCGUGGACGGCGUGCUCCCCCCGCCUGAGGCGGAGCUGUUCUACAGUGACAUGCCUCAAGUGAACCAGUACAAAUGGGUCAAGACGUUGCUACACCAGCCCGAGUCGGUCUUCAUGGUUCCAGCCGAGGGCGAGCCAUGGAAAUGCUUGCCGUCAAUGUACGUCUUGACUGAACACGACAAGAUUGUGUAUCCGUGGCGCCAGGAGUUGAUGGUUGAGCGUAUGGGCAAUGACGUGCAGAUUGUGCGGCUGAAUUCCGGACACUCGCCUUUCCUAAGCAUGCCAGGCAAGGUGGCCAAUCUAUUCGAACGCGCG
This is a messenger RNA of Aplosporella prunicola CBS 121167, 708 nucleotides long. RefSeq lists its product as uncharacterized. The annotation marks the transcript as partial. The record is from RefSeq and is a predicted model, not a curated record. The transcript has 2 exons. Lineage: Eukaryota; Fungi; Ascomycota; Dothideomycetes; Botryosphaeriales; Aplosporellaceae.